UGCCGCUGCCGGAUUCCUACCGGGCGGUCGUGUCCGCGGUGUCACCUGAGCCUCUGGACAGGAGGAGGAGGAGACAGGAGCAGGAAGAGACAGUCGUCGGGAACAGGAGGAGACAGGAACAGGGGGACACCAGGGACAAGAGGCGACUUGAGGAUGUCUUUGGGUGACGAGGGCUACGUGGUCCGGAUCAGAGGAUUGCCCUGGUCCUGCACACAGGAAGAGGUGGCCAGCUUCAUUUCUGACUGUGACAUUGUUGGCAAAGUGAACGGAGUGUGUUUCACCUACUCUAAAGACGGCCGUCCCAAUGGAGAGGCAUUUAUUGAGCUGAAAACAUCUGAAGGGUUCAAGAAUGCCCUCUCCAAGGACCGAAAAUACAUGGGACACAGAUACAUAGAGGUGUUCAAGUCAACCCGUAGUGAAAUGGGCUGGGUGCUGAAGCGUAGUGGUCCUGCUGAUAGUGACAGCUGCAGUGGGUGCAUGCUGAAACUUAGAGGCCUGCCCUUUGGCUGCAGCAAGGAAGAGAUUGUUCAGUUCUUCUCAGGGUUGACAAUCGUGCCAAAUGGGAUUACUCUGCCAGUGGACUACCUGGGGAGGAGCACAGGGGAAGCCUUCGUGCAGUUUGCCUCAAAGGAGAUAGCAGAAAAGGCUCUGGGGAAACACAAGGAAAGAAUAGGGCACAGGUAUAUAGAGCUUUUUAAGAGCAGUGGUCAUGAGAUCAGAUCUUUCUUUGAGCUGCCCGGGCGGGGGAUGGGAGGCCAGAGACGAGGACCCUAUGAUAGACCCAUGAUGGGGGGCCCACGCGGAGGGUUUUUUGGACCGGGGCUUGGCCGUGGUGGGACUCAGAUGAACACCAUGAGGAACGGAGGAGGCUAUGGAGGAGGUUACAGCGGCUUUGACAAUUACAACGGUUUCGACAACUACUGGUUUGGCGACAUGUUUGAUGAGCCUGUGAGAGGAGAGAGGGGCGGAAGAGGGACGGGAGGCCACAGUUAUAGUGGUCAAGAUAAUGGUGGCUCAGGCUUUCACAGCGGCCAUUUUGUUCAUAUGAGGGGUCUACCUUUCCGUGCCACAGAGGGAGACCUCGCUAUGUUCUUCUCUCCUUUGAAUCCACUGAGGGUUCACAUCGAUGUGGCUCCUAACGGCAAGUCGACUGGAGAGGCAGAUGUGGAGUUUCGCUCCCACGAAGAUGCUGUGGCAGCCAUGUCCAAAGACAAGAACCACAUGCAGCAUCGCUACGUCGAGCUGUUUCUCAACUCAACCUCCAGCGGAGCAGCUGAGAUGAGUCGUGGCGGGGGGGGUUACUACAGUAACUCAGGAGGGGGUGGAGGCUCACGGAGCAGCGGGCUGCGAGGUGGUUACUGAUGAAGUCGUCCCUCUUCUGAUCCAUCCUGGCGUUUGUUUCACAUCUCUUCAGCCCACAUUUACUCAGUUCAAGUUUCUAAGCAGGAAUACUGAUACAAUCACUAGUUAAUUUUGUUCAAGCUACUGUGGGGUUCAAGUAUAACUUCACCUUCACUACAAACAUAGCAAAUGUGACUUUAACAAGCUAUUAUUAUCAUACUAUUAUCUCACCAUUCCUAAAAGCACAUGAAGAACAAAUCAUCUUGUAGCUGUUGCUGGUGCUGAACAUGAAGGAUGGUUAUUUCUAAAAAAAAAAGUUUAAUUGGAUAUUGUUUUAUAGUUUUUCAUAGUAAUAAUAACCAGUUUUUGAAUUGGAUUGAAAAGGCAGAAACUAAAUGUUUGAGUUUUUCAACAUUUUAUUGAGAUGCACUCUAAUGUAUAUUGUUCCACAUCUCACUUGUUGUUAAGAGAUGUAAAUCAGUGCUGACUCAGGAUCAUGGAGGAGACAUGCAUUCGGUGUGAUAGAAAUAAGUUUGUGAAUAUCGCUGCACUGUUAGAACGGAUCAUGGUCACUUGAUGACACUUUUAGGUGAUUGAUGGUCUUUAAGAGGCCAAGCAGGGAAAAGCAAAGUCAAAAACAAGCAGCUGUAGGUAAAACUUUCCUUAUUAUAAAAGCACUUUUAAAACAUUUUUAUUCCAGUAAAAGCUUCUUUUCAACAUAAUAAUUAACCAUUGUCUCCACCUGAUUUCACACCAGCUUUCCUGCUUUGAAAAGUUAGAUAAAUGUGAGCUAUUGUGUUAUUUUUAAGAAUAUUUUCAGUUCAUUAAAUAAUUAAACUAAGUUGAAUAUUAUAUUCUGCUCUCAAAGAGUGGAAGUGAAAUAAAGGUUCUUUAUUUGAGCUGUAAGAUGCUUGUGCAGCUGUUGUACAUUUUGCCUAAUACAUUUUAUAUUUAAUUCUCCGCGUGUCUCCCUGACUGACAUGUUAUUGUAUAAACAUCAAGUUUUUAAAAACUCUGCUUAUGAGGUGUGUAAUGAAGAAAUGAAACAAAUGAGACUUGACUGAUUUAAGCUGGACAACAGUAGCUAAAUGUUUAACAGUGGGAAAUUCCCCUCCAUUGAAAUGACAGUAACCAACACAAAUCAUCACAAUAUCUUGAUUUAAUCUGAAUCUGAUGUAGUCAAGGCAACAUACUGUUGGCACUAGAGCUGACAUUAAAGUGGCAGGAUUUAGAAAGCUAAAGGGCCACGGUGAUAAUCAACACUAUGUAUACACAACAUACAGUCGUAUUAACACUGUACAAGUCCCACUGAAAGCUGGGAGAUUUGGAAGAGCAAUGCUGCGCUCAGUGUUUCAGCCCCAAAGACUUCAGGAGCAUUUCCUUUUUAUGAUUACAUGAUCAAAUGUGAAAUGAUUUAUAAAUAUUUUUGACAAGAAAAACAUUUGAAACUGAAAUCAACCCAUGUCUGUUUUAUCUCAUGGCAAUGAAUACUUACUGUUCUUUAAAAAAAUGUGCAGGUUGUAAACAUCGUGUAAGGGUACAAAACGAGAAUGUGCAUUGGAAACUCAUAAACUGCCACAAACACAGUCAUCAGCUUCACAACGUGUCACAAUCUUUCAAUCCUGAUUUAAGAUAAAGAAAACAUUGUGUAGAAUUUCAGACUUGACUUCUCAGGAAUGGAGCAACAGUCAAAUAUGGUUCUUCCACAACAGAUAACAUCUAAACUCAGGUUAACAGGGUAAACUCAAAACAAGUUCCCUGGACUCAUGAGUAUAAAACAGAAUUAAUUAUAAAUACAUUAAAAUUAAUCUAUCUAUAUUACAAGUAAUAUAUAUGAUUGGAAAGUGUUCAAACAUACUUUGUGGCUUUGUCUUCACUAACAUCAUCAUUGGUUCAAAGAGACAGUUGUAGAGACUGACUGAUUAAAUCAGUUACUAAGUAUGUGGUGAAGACAUCUGUUGCUACGCUUGGUCCUUUAGGCAGAAUCCAUUAGUUUGUCAAACAGUGACAUUUGCCUUUAAUGGAGACUGCUUGCCUGGCUAGUAUAAGCUAGUGUUGCUACAGUUACAGGGCAAAUUUUGGCAACAUGUAGAUAAUAUUCAUUGCAUUUAAACAGGCACAAUUAGCACAGCAAACUGUGUUUAAAAAAAAACAAACAUCUUUUAGUUCCUUUGAAAAGGUGUUAAUGGGGAACUAGUCUGGUUCUGGCAGCAACAGAGCGAAUGAAUGUUCCUGGAACUCGUGUCUCAUUACACACUGAACAUUUAUGAGGUUGCAGGUGUCAGACAAAAACACACUGAGGCCCUUGAUGAUGGCAGAAACAAAAUAUAAUCACGAUGCUUUCUGAAACAACUGCACUUAAAACAUUGAAAACAAAAUAAUUUAAGUCAUUUUGUGGCACAGUUCAGAUUUGAACUUGAGUGAAUAUAACCAGUUAAAAGUUGUAUUUAACCCGGCAGGUUGAUUCAGUCUGUUGUGUCAGUGUUAACGCUGCGUCACGAUUUGUGUCACUUCUCAAAUAAAGGUGAUCUGGAGUCAGAUUCAACAGUAACAAGGCCACCGUACGGUGGGUAUAUAAAUUAUAUAUAAUCUCAUGUAAUUGGCUGCUUGAUGCGUGUAAUAAAACAUGUGAUUGAAGGUU
This is a messenger RNA of Limanda limanda (common dab), 3982 nucleotides long. RefSeq names its product heterogeneous nuclear ribonucleoprotein H3 (2H9) (gene hnrnph3). The record is from RefSeq and is a predicted model, not a curated record. Bases 154 to 1362 code for a protein of 402 amino acids. NCBI's taxonomy places the organism in Eukaryota, Metazoa, Chordata, Actinopteri, Pleuronectiformes, Pleuronectidae. Gene Ontology annotation, biological process: regulation of RNA splicing. Gene Ontology annotation, molecular function: RNA binding. The transcript is spliced from 11 exons. Gene Ontology annotation, cellular component: nucleoplasm; ribonucleoprotein complex.